AUGGUAGAAAAUGAUGACAAAGAUUGUGUUUUGCUAGAUAAUUUUGCAAUAUUUGUGCAAAUACUUCUGGCUUCAAUUGCAUUCUCAACUCUUAUAUAUAAAAGACAUAGAGAACGACCACAAAGACCAUUACCUAUGCCAUUUUUAUUUAAUGUUGGUAAAUGGCUUAUGGGAUGGACUUUACAUGAUAAAAAACUUCAAGUAGUUUUUGUAAUGUUGAUUUUCCCUUUGAUUAUGAACAUUGUACAAUUUUGGCUUGUUGACCAAGUAAUAAAAAAGAAAUUGGAGAAGGUGAAGCUCGAAGGAACUGAUAGUUCUAGAGAAGAUGAAAUGUUUCUACGGGUAGAUAUAAGUGAUGAUGAAUUAAGUUAUAAUGAGAGUCUAUCUUCCUACCAUCCCAAAGGUAGUAACGUAAGUCUCUCCUCCACUUACAAUAGUGCACCUCUUCUUAAAGGAACAUUCUCGAAUAAUGAAAACAAUUUCAAUUAUAAUGGAUCAAGAGAAGAAGUUUACAUUGAGCUGCACCCUUACGAUUAUGUUUCUCGACUUCGCAGCAGGGAAAUUUGUAUUGUUAUCAAAAAUGGAAGUAAAGAAAUUAAAACAACAUUUUGGGAAGAUUUAUUUGAAGAACCUGAAGCUUGA
Molecule: messenger RNA, 642 nt
Organism: Diversispora eburnea
Lineage: Eukaryota; Fungi; Glomeromycota; Glomeromycetes; Diversisporales; Diversisporaceae
Source: the annotation of a GenBank genome assembly